Kogia breviceps (pygmy sperm whale) is the source of this 1098-nucleotide messenger RNA. The record is from RefSeq and is a predicted model, not a curated record. Lineage: Eukaryota; Metazoa; Chordata; Mammalia; Artiodactyla; Physeteridae.
AUGGAGCUGCGGCUGUGGUUCCUUUUCGGGCUCGCAGUGACCUCCGCCGCAGGACUGGUGCCUCGCCCCCAGCCUGGGGACGCUGGCAGGAGCGGCGAGCCCCGGGCCCCCUCUGCCGCCAGAUCGGAGGGGGACACGGAGGAGACUGUGGCCACAACAGCAGUGCACGGUCCAAGCCCCAGAAGCGCUGGGCAGGAGGAGGGGCCUGGUCGGUUUGGGGAGCAGGCGGCCAAGGGGGGCCCUGUGCACCACCGAGCCCGGCGCUGUACAUGUUUUACCUACAAGGACAAAGAGUGUGUCUACUACUGCCACCUGGACAUCAUCUGGAUCAACACUCCUGAACGGACUGUGCCCUAUGGGCUGUCCAACUACAGAGGCAGCUUCCGGGGCAGGAGGUCGGCCGGGACCUAUCCGCAGAGCUCACAGCCGUCGAAGGGGACACCGCGCUGCACCUGUGCGGAGAGCGAGGACGCCGCCUGCGUGCACUUCUGCACCUGGACCCCGGCUGCCCGCGGGAAUUCAAGGACGGCACAAACACCUGACAAAGAAGCAGGAAAGCAGGCCAGCAGUGCUGCCGGGGGCGUGUGUCCGAGGAGGAAGAAAUGUGGAUCUUUGGGGGAAUGGCUUCAAAAUAAGCUGCAAACACAAACACUUUGUAAGUUAUGUAAAUUUCUAUUUAUCGAUGUAAUUGGCAUCAACUGGGAAUUGUUAACAACUGACAGUUCGCAAUCUCUUUCAGCUGCGCUCUAGCGGCCACGCUGACAUUGCUGAGCGUUUGAAGCUGAUGCAGUGUUUAGUCAUCCACGGAUGGGGAAGGCCGCCCCCUCCCCCGACGGCAGAGAGAUAAGAGCCACAAUUGGAGUGCCUGCCGAGGUCCUGAUGUGAGGGUGGGUGCCAGGGUGCUAGCCUUGACCAAAUGCUAAAUUUUCGAUGAGUAUAAACUAAGUGUUACAGUUAUAAAAGUGAGUGUCACAAGGAAAUGGACUCAUGUGCCAGCAGGACGGGGUACAGUUUAGAGAAGCAAUUAUUUAUUGUGAAACUGUUCUCUGUGUCAGCUCCUUUUGGCGGAUGUGUUCAACGGGAAGCCUCUGCACAUAG